AUGACUUUUAUACAUGAUCUUAUCUGUUUUCCUCUACGUGGUUUUGAAGUUAUUUUAGGAUUAGAUUGGUUGUCUAAGUAUCAUGUUUUCCUUGAUUGCUUUGAAAGAGCUGUUGUUAUUCCAUCUAAUAGUUUAGAUAUUAAACUAUUUUUGUCCCAUACUUUAUAUCUGAAUUCUGUAAGAGUUACCUUAGACGGGAGUGAUUGUGAGGGGUACGUUCUGUUAGGGGCUAGCUCAAAUAACAGUGAACUAAGCUUAGAUAGAAUUCGAGUAGUGAAGGAAUUUCCUGAUGUUUUUCCGGACGACAUACCUGAAUUUCCUCCUCAGCGAGAGAUAGAAUUCAGCAUUGAUCUAGUACCUGGAACUGGACCGAUUUCCAUAGCAUUGUAUCGGAUGUCACCACUGGACCUUGCAGAGUUGAAGAAGUAG
Arachis duranensis is the source of this 429-nucleotide messenger RNA. RefSeq lists its product as uncharacterized. Bases 1 to 429 code for a protein of 142 amino acids. Lineage: Eukaryota; Viridiplantae; Streptophyta; Magnoliopsida; Fabales; Fabaceae. The transcript has a single exon. The record is from RefSeq and is a predicted model, not a curated record.